Dendrobium catenatum is the source of this 453-nucleotide messenger RNA. RefSeq lists its product as uncharacterized. Gene Ontology annotation, molecular function: nucleic acid binding; zinc ion binding. The transcript has a single exon. The record is from RefSeq and is a predicted model, not a curated record. NCBI's taxonomy places the organism in Eukaryota, Viridiplantae, Streptophyta, Magnoliopsida, Asparagales, Orchidaceae. Bases 1 to 453 code for a protein of 150 amino acids.
AUGACGACACCAGGAGGAGGAGAUGAAGCCAGACGAGAGGAAUCAGGUAGAGAAAGGGAUAGGAAGAAGAGAAGCAAGUAUGGUGAUUCGAGGGGAUCUGCAUCGGGAUCUGCAUCAGUAGUAUCUUUUGGUUCCAGCGAGUGCAUUCAUUGUGGACGACGAUAUACAGGUCGGUGUUACUUAUUGACGGGGCAGUGCUUUCACUGUGGACAGCAAGGGCAUAGAGUAGCAAAUUGCCCUCAGAAAGGAUUGGGCGGAAGGACUGAUUCGGGUACAGGACAGCAGAGGACAAUUGGCACAAGAGCCUACAGUGAGAGAUCAGGGAACUGGAUGACUGAUAGCGCCAUCAGAGAUAGUCAGAGGGAGACCGUUGCGCCACGACCUCCUGCACUUCCUCCAGUAGUGCCACGUAUCUACAGUUUACAGCAUCAUGAAGAUCAACAACGACCAUAA